This is a messenger RNA of Solea senegalensis (Senegalese sole), 1616 nucleotides long. It is a transcript of the gene sult1st6, whose product is annotated as sulfotransferase family 1, cytosolic sulfotransferase 6. NCBI's taxonomy places the organism in Eukaryota, Metazoa, Chordata, Actinopteri, Pleuronectiformes, Soleidae. Gene Ontology annotation, biological process: sulfation. Gene Ontology annotation, molecular function: sulfotransferase activity. The transcript has 7 exons. The record is from RefSeq and is a predicted model, not a curated record. Gene Ontology annotation, cellular component: cytoplasm. Bases 207 to 1136 code for a protein of 309 amino acids.
GUAUUACAGAGGAAGCACGAGAAGGCAUAGAAAAGGGAAAACAGUUGGAAUGUUACACAAGAGCACUGUAGUGUAGGUUUCAGAUAAGAAGCUGAGCUCAGACAGGCAGGUUAUUAACAGAGCACGAGGACAGAAAGAAUUGCAGAGAGAUCAGGGAGGGACGUCUUCUGGAUUCCUUUUUCUUUAUUCUCAAGUGAACUCCAGUCAUGUCCGAGGGAAAAGAGUUGUCGUACACAGAGAACAUAGAGAAGGCCAGCGCCUCCAUCACUCGCUUCCCUCUCAUCAGGGUCAGAGGAGUCCCUCUCAUGUCCUACAUCGCCAACAACUUUGACUCAGUGUGGGAUUUCAGACCUGACCCUUCAGACAUCCUCAUCGCCACCUACCCCAAAGCAGGGACCACAUGGACUCAGGAGAUCGUGGACCUACUUCGUCACAACGGUGAUGCAGAGGCCUGCAAACAAGCGCCCACACCUGUCCGUAGUCCUUUCCUGGAGAUCAGCUCCCCGCCUCCCAUCCCCUCAGGUCUUGACCUUCUGAACAAAACCGAUCCCCCAAGAAUCAUCAAGACACAUCUUCCUUUUCAGAUGGUGCCUCGUGGAUUUUGGGAAAACAAGUGCAAAACGAUCUACGUGGCACGCAAUCCCAAAGACAACCUGGUCAGCUACUACUACUUUGACCAAAUGAAUAUGACCCAGCCUGAGCCCGGGCCCUGGGAGGGCUACAUCCACAAGUUCAUGAGAGGAGAGCUGUCGUGGGGCUCGUGGUACGACCAUGUGAAAGGUUACUGGCUGGAGAGAGAGAAGAACAAUAUUCUUUACCUCUUCUACGAGGACAUGAAAGAGAAUCCUCGGCGUGAGGUGGAGCGCAUCAUGAGGUACCUGGACUUGGACCUGUCUGAUGAGGUCCUCAGCAGGAUUGUGGAGCUCACGUCUUUCAAGAACAUGAAGGAGAACCCGAUGACCAACUACUCGUGCGUGCCAGCACCCGUGUUUGACCUGUCUGUCUCUGCCUUCAUGAGAAAAGGUGAAGUGGGUGACUGGACCAACCAUUUCACACCUGAGCAAACCAAGAUGUUCGAUGAAGACUGUGAGAAGCAAAUGAGGGACGUCAACAUACCAUUCAGGAGCCUCAUCUAAAGACGUCAUGCUUCUAUAUAUACAUAACAUAUAUAUGUAUACAUGUGUAUAUAAGCUGAUGCAGCUCUGCAAACCAGACACUGUGCAGCUCUCAGAGGAAAUGAACCAAUAUGAUGAGGAAAUCAAACGAUAAAUAAAGAUAUAUGAAUGUCAGAAGCUCAUGAUGUGCAGAUGAACAAAGAUGUGCUCCAAAGUCCAAGUGCACGAGUUUGUAAUCAUCACUUUAUUUGCAACUUAUCGCGUAAACAAUAUAUAAGACCAAAAGUGUUGUGACUGAGUGGACAUGCCCAUUUAAUGUCACGAGACCCCCCAAGCGUCCAUUCACUGACUGCAUGAAGCCUCUAGAGAGCGCUGGCAGCUGGAGGCAUGUGGCUUCUUCUUGUUCUUUUUUUUUGUCUGAAGUCAUUGUGUGAGCCUACACCACGCUGUACAGAGUCCAGCCUAAAGCACGGAGGCUGCACGAGACACACGAGCGACAGA